CACAGAGCCGGGGCCGGGUGCUCAGUCAGCUGCUCCCGGUCACCGACACCGCUACCUGCCGCUGCUCCGCACACACACACACACACACGCACACACACACUCAUGAGUGCGCUCCGUGUCUGCGCGUACCACCGGCUGCUGCAACCUGCAGACUUCACCUGAACCAGCAGAGCAAGCAAUGCGCGCACACUGCAUCAUGUGUUACGGCAGGUUGUUGGUACUGGUGCGCUCCUCCAGGAGGUAACGGGGGUGGAGGUGUCAGCGUGCAUGCCAUCAUCAUGGAUUGCCUUUUUCUUCUGAUGUGGACGUUACCCAGCCCGCUGGUCGGCUGCACCUCAGUCAAGCUCCUCUCCACCCUCCUGUCCUGGAAUAUCAUCAAGACGCUGCACAUUUACUGCUCACACACCUCCCACACCGUUACGGCCAGCUAUUCUUCCAGCGACAGCCACGGAUUAAAUCAUGACUACGUGUUUGUAACCCCUGUGGAGGUGGACUCUGAAGGGGGAUACCUGACGCAUGAUGUGACCAGGCAGGGGCAUCGCAGCAAGAGGUCCCUCUCCUCUUCUCUGCAUUACCGGCUCUCUGCCUUUGGGCACAAUAUGCAACUGGACCUGUAUCCGUCCUCUGUGGUCGGCCCGGGCUUCACCGUGCAGACGCUCGGCCCAAACGGCAUCGCCACGGUGAUGGGGGAUGAAGGCUUUCACAACUGCCUGUAUCAGGGAUUUAUUCGGAACCUGUCAGCCUCCUCGGCAGCCAUAUCAACGUGCACUGGACUGUCAGGUUUGAUCCGUGUGUCUCAGGAGGAGUAUUUGAUCGCCCCGUUACCACAACAUCUGGCCACCCAGCACAACUACAGCGCCCCCAGUGGUCACCACCCACAUGUCGUCUACAAACGCUCAGCGGAAUACGAGGUCCACAGAAGUUCAUCCACACCUGACAAUCUGUACCUUCACCAUCAUGAACAUCACGAGCAGCAGUACCAUCACCAUGACUACCAGCAUGGGAAGCUGCAGAGGCAACACUUCUGCGGACGCCGCAAGCAAUACGCUCCCAAGCCUCCCGCUGAGGACAGUUUCAUCAUGCCUGACGAGUUUGCGACACCCGAGGUGGAACAGCCAGGAAGGGCAAAACGAUCGCCUAUAAACUCCAACAGGGUGGGUGGCCUGAAUGUGGAGACCCUGGUGGUGGCAGACAGGAAGAUGCUGGAGAAGCACGGCCGGGACAACGUCACCACCUACGUCCUCACCGUCAUGAACAUGGUUUCUAGCCUUUUCAAAGAUGGCACCAUUGGGAGCGACAUCAACAUUGUGGUAGUCAGCUUGUUACUGCUGGAACAAGAACCACUGGGCCUGACCAUAAAUCACCAUGCUGACCAGUCUCUCAACAGCUUCUGUCAGUGGCAGUCAGGUCUGGUGGGGAAAGGCGGUAAGCGGCAUGAUCAUGCUGUUCUCCUCACCGGACUGGACAUCUGUUCCUGGAAGAACGAGCCCUGUGACACCCUGGGGUUUGCCCCCAUCAGCGGCAUGUGCAGUAAGUACAGGAGUUGCACCAUCAAUGAGGACACAGGACUGGGCUUGGCUUUCACCAUCGCUCACGAGUCUGGACACAAUUUUGGGAUGAUCCACGAUGGCGAGGGCAACCCAUGUCGCAAGACAGAGGGCAACAUCAUGUCUCCCACUUUGGCUGGAAACAACGGGGUCUUCUCCUGGUCCACCUGCAGUCGACAGUACCUCAGCCGCUUCCUUGGAACAGCCCAGGCAUCCUGUCUGGUGGACGAGCCCAAGCAGAUUGGUCAGUACAAGUACCCCGAGCAGCUUCCUGGGCAGCUGUACGACGCAGACACGCAGUGCAAGUGGCAGUUUGGCUCCAAGGCCAAAUUGUGCAGCCUUGAUUUCGUCAAGGACAUCUGUAAGUCGCUGUGGUGCCACCGCACAGGACACCGGUGUGAGACCAAGUUCAUGCCUGCUGCAGAAGGAACCAGCUGUGGUCCGGACAUGUGGUGUCGGCGGGGGCAGUGUGUUAAGUACGGGGAGCAUGGUCCCCGGGCGAUCCAUGGCCAGUGGUCGGCCUGGUCCCAGUGGUCCGACUGCUCCAGAACCUGUGGAGGAGGGGUCAUGUACAGGGAGCGCUCCUGCACCAGCCCAAGACCACAGAACAAUGGUAAAUUUUGCUUGGGCUCCAGUCGACUCAACCAGCUGUGUAACACUCGGCCAUGCCCCCUCAACGCCGUGGACUUCAGGGCCCAACAGUGUGCCGAGUACAACAGCAAGCCCUUCAGGGGCUGGUUCUACAAAUGGAAGCCCUACACCAAAGUGGACGAUGAAGACAUCUGUAUGCUGUACUGCAUCGCAGAGGACUUUGACUUCUUCUUUGCCAUGUCCAGCAAGGUCAAAGAUGGAACCACCUGCUCUGAUUACAAGGGAGAUGUCUGCAUUGAUGGAGUCUGUGAGGCAGUGGGCUGUGACCAGACUCUGGGCUCCAAGGCCUCUCUGGACGCCUGCGGGGUCUGUAAGGGAGACAACUCCACUUGCAAGUUCUCCAAGGGACAAUACACCCUACAACACAGGGCUAACGAGUAUUACUCUAUGGUAACAGUUCCAGCUGGGGCACGAAGCAUUCGCGUUCAGGAAAUGGAGGUCUCCACCAGCUACUUGGCCGUGCGCUCCCUCAAAAGGAAGUACUACCUGACCGGGGACUGGACCGUGGACUGGCCAGGAAAGUUCCACUUUGGCGGAACUGUGUUCGACUACCAGCGCUCUUUUAACAAGCCGGAGAGCCUGUAUGCUGCUGGACCUACUAAUGAGACGCUGGUGUUUGAAAUCCUCCUGCAGGGGAAGAACCCAGGUGUGGUGUGGGAGUACACUCUGCCUCGCACAGAGAGGAAACCUGACUACAGCUGGGGUGUGGUGCGCUCUGACUGCUCUGCUCCGUGCGCUGGAGGUCGUAUCUCCACUAAGGCGAUCUGUCUGCAGGACCAGAAAGUUCAGGUCAACUCCACCAUGUGUAAUCCGAUCUCCAGACCAACACUGGGCUCCCACCUCUGCAACACACAGCCCUGCCCUUCAUACUGGGCGACAGGCGACUGGGGCUCGUGCAGUCGCUCGUGCGGAGGAGGCCAGCAGACGAGGACCCUGCGCUGCCUGAGGAAGGUCACCUACCAGAGGGAGGAGGUGGUGGCUCACUCCCUCUGCCCCGUCAUUUCUCCGGCCCAAGUCCAGCCCUGCCACACCCAGGCCUGUCCGCCGGAGUGGAGCACGGGAUCUUGGUCACAGUGCUCCAAGACCUGUGGCCGUGGACUGAGGAAGCGCAGCGUGUUUUGCAGCAGCACCGACCCCGGGGCCAAAGCAGUGGUGGUGCCCGACAGCAUGUGCAGACAGCACCACAGACCCAAAUCCCAAGAGACCUGCGUCCUGCGGCGCUGCCCCAAAAACGAAAGGCUGCAGUGGAUACCCACUCCCUGGGGAGAGUGCUCCAGGUCUUGUGGCUCAGGCAUCCAGAAGAGAGAGCUUCGCUGCGGGGAGAGAGACUCACAGGGAGGGUAUGCAGAGUUCCCCAUACGCAGGUGCAGGAAUAUGGCCAAACCCUUGGUGGAUCUCCAGCAGGGCUGCAACCGAGGUCCAUGCCCAGAGCUCCCACGGGUCGUCCCUGGCAGAACAACCUCCAACGCUGUGGUGUUAGGCUGGUACCCUUCUCCCUGGCAGCAGUGCUCCGUGUCCUGCGGCGGAGGGGUUCAGACUCGGUCCAUCCAGUGUCUCCGGCAAGGUCAUCCCGCAGCUGGCUGCCUGCCCCACCAGAGGCCUGUCACUUCUAGGGCGUGCAACACACACUUCUGCCCAGCCGCCCCCCCGGCUCCGGCACAGCGCCCCGGCUGGAUGCCGGCUGCCGGACCGACACUGAAAGACGAACACUGUGUGGAUCAUUUCAGCUGGUGCCACCUGGUUCCGCAGCACGGCGUCUGUAACCACAGGUUCUACGGACAGCAGUGCUGCAGGUCCUGCUCCAGCAAGAGGCCGUAGAGCUCCGCUGCAUCUGUGGCCGACAAGCCUCUGAAGGAAACUAUACUCCAGAGGCUGUUCGGGGUGCGAAGACACAGAACUGUGGGUUUUCUUCCUGGAGUACUUGACUAAUGGAUUUUGGGGGAAAAAUGGCAAAUAAAACAGAGAAUCAGUGGACUUUUCUUUAAAGAAGGCAAUGUGGCUGCUGAUGCUCAUCUGCCAAAGCAGUGUCAUUGAGUGAUCACAUUGAGACUGGAAAGACAAAUCACAGAGGAUCUGAAGACUUGUUGAUGUUGUUGUUAUUUUGCAGAGUGUUUUGGAAACCUCUGGAUUUACAAGCCAUCUAGAGAAGAGGAAAGGACAAUAGCAUUCUCAGCUUGCUUGUAUACUUUAUGUUGUAUGUUUUAAAGGUGGUCUCACACGCCUUUAUUUAAAUUAUUAUGGUUCCUAAUAUAUGAUUUACAAUUUGUCUGAUGUACAGUGGAUCUGUGACAUGUUAUUUCUAUGUUUGGAUUUACUAUAGGAUUGUGUCAGUUACCCUUGAAUCCACGUCAUGAGAUUUUAUGUGAGGCGUCAGUAAUCGACGGUCAGAAUUUGUCCUCCUCCUUCACGUUCGCUCUCCGCUCGUCUGUUCGCUGCUGCUGAAUCAAAGACAGAUUCUUCCCUGUGCAUUCCAUUCAUGUAAACACCAUGAAAACAUACCUGUGUGUACGUAAAACAUUAUACUCAGUCUCGCUGUAACUGGUCGUUUUUAUUUCUCCUGUAUCGUUAUGUUAAUACAACUUGAUGAUCUA
Hippoglossus stenolepis (Pacific halibut) is the source of this 4789-nucleotide messenger RNA. RefSeq names its product ADAM metallopeptidase with thrombospondin type 1 motif, 18 (gene adamts18). Gene Ontology annotation, cellular component: extracellular matrix. Lineage: Eukaryota; Metazoa; Chordata; Actinopteri; Pleuronectiformes; Pleuronectidae. The record is from RefSeq and is a predicted model, not a curated record. Gene Ontology annotation, molecular function: metalloendopeptidase activity. The coding region runs from base 279 to 4016 and encodes 1245 amino acids. The transcript has 24 exons. Gene Ontology annotation, biological process: proteolysis; extracellular matrix organization.